Molecule: messenger RNA, 2338 nt
Organism: Pectinophora gossypiella (pink bollworm)
Lineage: Eukaryota; Metazoa; Arthropoda; Insecta; Lepidoptera; Gelechiidae
Product: piggyBac transposable element-derived protein 4-like
Exons: 2
Coding region: 54-1829 (591 amino acids)
Source: RefSeq, a predicted model, not a curated record
CGGCCAGCGCUCGGAAUACACGCGUGCAAAUGUCUGUGGGGUUAUAAAUAAAAAUGUCGGUAGAAAGCGGUGAAAGAAGACUUGCGUCAUUGCUAGAUGAAGUUUUAGACCAUUCUUCAGAUGAAGCCAGCUUGUCGGAAGUAUCCGAUCAUUGCAGUGAACAUGAACAGGAAUCCGAUACGCAAGACAUACAUUUGGAAUAUGAAGAGAGCAGUGAAUGGGAUUCGGACGAUAAUAUCCCUCUUUUAGCUCUGAGGACAAGUCGUCGCUCUACAGUAAGCACCCAUGCACCUCACUAUAAAUCUAAAGAUGGCCAGAAGUGGUUCAAGCAAGCUCCCCGUACCAAUGUACGAAUUAGGUCAGAAAACAUUCUUGAUGAGCACCCUGGAGCCAAAGGUAUAGCGAAAGAUGCAAAAACUGAAGGUGAGUGCUGGAAUAUAUUCUUUACAGAGGAAAUGAAGGGGAUUAUAUUAGUGCACACUAACGAAGAAAUCUUGAGACGACAACUACUUUGCAAGGACCCUUCAAGACUAUAUUUUAUGAAAGAAACGACCUCUUCAGAACUCGAUGCUUUUAUUGGGUUAUUAUACAUUGCUGGUUUAAUCAAGUCAAGCCGUCAGAGCCUGCAAGAUUUAUGGAGGACAGAUGGAACAGGAGUCGACAUAUUUCAUACUACCAUGUCAUUGCAACGAUUUUAUUUUUUACAAAGUUGUAUUCGUUUUGACGAUAAAUCUACGAGAGAGGCACGAAAAGCGUUAGAUAAUAUGGCUCAUAUUAGAGAGCUUUUUGAUAAAUUUGUACAGCGAUGCCAAGAAGUCUAUGUUCCACAUGAGUAUAUGACCAUUGACGAGAUGUUAUUGGCCUUUCGGGGACGCUGCCCAUUUCGAGUGUACAUUCCAAGCAAGCCUGCAAAAUAUGGCAUCAAAAUUCAAGCACUUGUUGAUGCUAAAUCUUACUACGUUUUGAAUUUAGAGGUAUAUGCAGGAAGGCAGCCCGUAGGGAUGUACAAUCAAAGUAACAGCGCUUUUGAUGUGGUGGAUAGGUUGAUUCAACCGAUAUCGAAGUCAAAACGCAAUUUGACGUUUGACAAUUGGUUUACCAGUCACGAAUUAAUGAUGCAUCUGUUGAAAGAACAUAGACUGACUUCCAUUGGAACUGUGCGCAAAAACAAGCGAUGCAUUCCACCAGCUUUUUUGAAGACCGGAAAGCAACCAGGGAGUUCGACGUUUGGUUUCCAGAAAGAUAUCACUUUAGUCUCCUAUUCUCCUAAAAAGAAUAAAGUGGUAAUUGCAAUGUCCACUCUUCACCACGACGGUAAAAUUGAUGAGAGUACUGGAGAUAAGAGAAAACCGGAAAUGAUUACUUUCUAUAACUCAACGAAAGCUGGAGUAGAUGUUGUCGAUGAACUGAGCGCAACUUACGAUGUCUCUCGCAAUAGCAAACGCUGGCCAAUGACGAUCUUCUAUGGACUUUUAAAUAUGGCAGGUAUCAAUGCUAACAUAAUAUUUCAAGAAAAUGCCAACAAAACGACUAAACGUACAGAAUUUCUCCGCAAUUUGGGAUUAAGUUUGGUGUAUACGCAUUUGCAGUCACGAGGAGAUAAAAAAAAUAUUCCUGUGUGUAUUCGCCAGAAAAUUUCUUCUCAAAUUAAUGUACCGCAGCGCCCAGUAGUCCAAAAUGAACCUGGAAAAUACACUCGUUGUGUAGAUUGCUCACGCAACAAAGAUCGCAAAACAAAAUACGCAUGUACGGGGUGUGGAAAGGCCAUAUGCCUAGAACAUGCAAUUUUUUCUUGCAAAAAUUGUGCUGAUUUUGACCAAAAUUUCUAAGGUGUUUCUAGCCUAUUUUCUAAGGUUUUAUAUUUUUAUUUGGUCUAAGAUCUCAUGUUCUUUAAGUUUCAAGGUUUUUUUUUUGUUAAAGUAAAACUCGUUUUUUUUUGUGAUUUUUAAAAAAGAGGAUGAUAUUUUUGUUACUAAAAACUAGUAUUCUCGAUCUCAUUCGAUUAAUUAAUAAAAAUAUGUAAAAUAUACAGAAUUUUUCAUUUUUAUUCCACGCAAAUAAAUGUAAAAUAUAAUAUACACCUCUCAUUUCAUGUAAUUUCAUUGAAAAAACUAUUUUAAAUGCGGAUUUGUAUUGGGGUAUGUCAUACCCCGCCACAUACCAUAUGUAAGUUUUCUUCACCACACUCCCGCCGGGUUAAGUAAUCCUUUUUUUUAUUUUUCCAUAAUUCUUUUAUGCCUACAAUAACUAAAAUGUUUGACCGGUUUUCUGUUUACUUUUUAUAUAAAUUUGUAAGUAAUGAAAUGCAUAUAUUAUGAUUGUGUUAACUAUAAUUAAG